This is a messenger RNA of Hyphopichia burtonii NRRL Y-1933, 906 nucleotides long. RefSeq names its product TFIIH complex subunit. The annotation marks the transcript as partial. The transcript has a single exon. NCBI's taxonomy places the organism in Eukaryota, Fungi, Ascomycota, Pichiomycetes, Serinales, Debaryomycetaceae. Gene Ontology annotation, cellular component: transcription factor TFIIH holo complex. The record is from RefSeq and is a predicted model, not a curated record.
GACUCGCCAGUAACUCCUCCACAUCCUGCGGCCAACCAAGAGACUCGAUUGCCGGAUCAUUCGUUGCCCCAGACCGCGGCAGCAGACCUUGAUCUAAAUCCAGAACUAUACGAUGAUGACGAUGAUGGUGAUGAUAAAAUGGCUAAGGAUGAUGCUGGUGGCGGGAAUAACGACGACGAAAACUUUGAAGACUUUGAAGACGUCAAGAUAGACUUACAGUCGUAUUCUAUUCCAUUUGAUACCGCAUAUGAAAUACUCAAGCUUGAUUUCGAUAGGAAGUCUUCCAAUAAUGCCAGUGAACUGCAACAGAGCAAAUUUGUCAACUACGUUGACGGCGAAUUGUUACAGAUCCAAAGAAAAUUCAUCAAGAACAUCGCCAAUAUGGAUAACAUCGAGAUUUAUUCUAUCUUCCAGUUGGCUCAAGAUCUAAACCAGGUCAUUGAUCUUAUUUGGUACUCGAUUGAUAAAGGAUCCAAAUUAUUUGGUCAGGAUCAUUACCUUAUCAAGAUUGUCCACGACUUAGAAGACUACGUUUCUCAUUACGAUUUGCAUCAUUUGAUUGAAAUUAACUCCCCUACUCUUCUUUCAAAAGAAAAUAAUAUUAAAUUUCUUAAACUUUUCACAUUCCUACAAUCAUUGGAUGUCAGAUUAUCCUUCUUGAUCGACGGGUACACUUUAGAAGGAACUACCAAAGUUGAAAAAAUCAGCAGUACGGAAUUGGUUCGUUUGUUGUCCAUUACUUCUAGGUUAAGAAUGAUGAUCAUCUCCAAAAUCGAUCCAAUCAGACUAAAACUAAACAAAGUGGCUUCAGAAACCUCCAAUCCUUCUAGCAGACAAGCACAAGACCUCCUGAAUCUAUUUGAAGUAGAAAUAGGUAGACUUUUCGAAGGUAUCUUGGACAGAAGU